AUGGCGGCAAGUCGCUCCAUGGAGUCUCGGGUAGGGAGAACAAAGCAGCGCUACGCAGAGACCGGAGAACGUCUCGUCGCAGGCGUGGUACCUCUCAAUGCCGCGAAAACCCACGUACUUCUGAUCCAAUCGACUCGACGCGCAGGCUGGGUUCUGCCAAAGGGCGGCUGGGAGUCUGAUGAAUCGUGUACCGAAGCCGCGCAGCGCGAGGCAUGGGAAGAGGCCGGAAUUGUCUGCACAGUCGACUACGAUCUUGGUACCAUCAUGGAAACCCGAGCCCCGAAGCAGAUGUCGAAAGAGGCCCCCAAGGCGCUCUACCAAUUCUACGAGGUUACUGUCACAAGUGAGGAGACAGAGUGGCCAGAGAAGCACAAGAGGAAUCGACAGUGGGCAAACUUCGCAGAGGCAUCGGAAGCGCUCAAAGCCCGCCCAGAGUUAUUAGAAGCUCUCAAACGCUCCACCAUUGCCAGGUAG
This is a messenger RNA of Cadophora gregata, 474 nucleotides long. RefSeq lists its product as uncharacterized. NCBI's taxonomy places the organism in Eukaryota, Fungi, Ascomycota, Leotiomycetes, Helotiales, Ploettnerulaceae. Bases 1 to 474 code for a protein of 157 amino acids. Gene Ontology annotation, molecular function: bis(5'-adenosyl)-pentaphosphatase activity; endopolyphosphatase activity; bis(5'-adenosyl)-hexaphosphatase activity. The transcript is spliced from 2 exons. Gene Ontology annotation, biological process: diphosphoinositol polyphosphate metabolic process; adenosine 5'-(hexahydrogen pentaphosphate) catabolic process; diadenosine pentaphosphate catabolic process. The record is from RefSeq and is a predicted model, not a curated record. Gene Ontology annotation, cellular component: cytoplasm; nucleus.